AUGAUGGUUUUAACACCAGUAUUUAGCGAUGAGAAAUCUCUGCCUUUUCCCACGUCAUUAUUAUAUAAUUUCACUUCAUCUCCCAGUUACGAAAUUUUGUAUUUUAUACAUUGUUUCACAUUUCAAUUUUUCAUACAUUUCACCAUAGCGGGAAACGAUAUAUUAAUACUAGCAUUCUUAUUGGCCGUUUCACAACAAUAUUAUAUUUUACGAUCCAGUUUCGCGGCAUUCGAUACAGAGGUUAUGUUGAAAGUGAACAAAAGUCUCAGAAAAAAAUAUGGUGAUAAAUUGGAACUGAAAUACGACGAAAGAAAAGAAUAUUUGUAUAGAUGCGUUCGACAACAUCAUAUGCUUCUAAGUUUUACUAAAAAAUUGAACUCGACUUUAAACCCAUUGGAACUAAGUCAACUAGUUGUUAGCAUAAUCGCUAUAUGUUUUGGUAUAUUAAGAAUAACAAGUAAGGGUAACAUAAAUUCGGCAGACAUUUUUAGUAGUUUUUAUUACAUCACUGCGUAUAUAUUCCAAUUAGCUAUCGAUUGUUACCUUGGAACGUAUUUAUUCUAUCAGGGAAGUUUAUUACCAGAUUCUAUAUUCUGUUGUAACUGGCAGAAUUUAGAUGACACAAAGUUGAAGAAAGAUUUGAUGUUUAUAUUGUUGCAUUCCCAAAGAGUUCCUCAGUUUAGUUCUUAUGGUUUAUAUAAUAUGAAUAUGGAGUCUUUUCUAAGGGUACUUAGGGUGGCAUUUUCCUUUUAUACCAUGAUGUCUAACGUUGGUAGAUAAAUUAACUUUUUCA
Molecule: messenger RNA, 793 nt
Organism: Diorhabda carinulata
Lineage: Eukaryota; Metazoa; Arthropoda; Insecta; Coleoptera; Chrysomelidae
Product: odorant receptor 33b-like
Exons: 5
Coding region: 1-780 (259 amino acids)
Biological process (GO): sensory perception of smell; detection of chemical stimulus involved in sensory perception of smell
Cellular component (GO): plasma membrane
Molecular function (GO): odorant binding; olfactory receptor activity
Source: RefSeq, a predicted model, not a curated record